Anisakis simplex (herring worm) is the source of this 144-nucleotide messenger RNA. The record is from the annotation of a GenBank genome assembly. Lineage: Eukaryota; Metazoa; Nematoda; Chromadorea; Rhabditida; Anisakidae.
AAUAUUCCCGAUGAGGAACUGCCGUAUGUGGGUGAUGCACGUCAAAAAUGUCUUUGUGUUAAAGGCGUUCCGAGUGAUUGGGAUGAGGUAAGCGUUGAAAUUUUGUUGCUUUCAGUGCCGAAUGCUCCUGCUGACUUUAAAUGA